This is a messenger RNA of Schistocerca americana (American grasshopper), 1125 nucleotides long. RefSeq lists its product as uncharacterized. Bases 1 to 1125 code for a protein of 374 amino acids. The transcript has 4 exons. The record is from RefSeq and is a predicted model, not a curated record. NCBI's taxonomy places the organism in Eukaryota, Metazoa, Arthropoda, Insecta, Orthoptera, Acrididae.
AUGAUGCUUGCAAGUUCAGCUGUUGAAAGUGUUGUAUCUGAGUUACGUGGCCAGUAUUUUGGGUGCCCCAUGGACCCAAAAAAUAGCUGCCUAACCGCCAUAGAGGAUGUUGUCCCGACAGAUCGCACUCUGUCGGGGGCAACAUCCGCCACACCACCCGCCUCCAGCGAUACCGCGUCCACGGUCGGUGCUUCUUGCGCCCCCUCAGGCUACCGCCCCAUCUCUGCCGUUGAGCUGUUUGUGAUUAUGAAUCGCAUAGCAAAGCCAAAAACACCCGCAGAAAAAGAGCCGCCGCCCUGGCACAACAGCCGCAAACAGCCUUCCUUUCCGCUGAGUGAACUGCCGCGCUCGGCCAUAGAAGAGGUGAUUGUUCCGCCGGGAGCCCUGCCGGGUGUAGCAACUCAAGAUGUUGCUGCUCCGGCGGAGGCGGCCCCGAAUGGUGUUGCGUCACCAGUCUUGGCUACUCGAGAAGCCAGUGCGCUGCUAAUCGCCCCAACGGACAAUUACAGUGAAGAAGCCGCUAGUGCGCCAGUCCUCGCCGUGCAGGGACUGACUGACAGCGACCACCCAAACCCAACACGGCACCCAACAACGCCAGUGCUACUAGAAAUUCCUGAAGCCAACCUGGGGACACUUCUAUCGGCAGAAAUGUCAAUGGAAGUGCAACAGGCAUCACGGAAACGACCAGCCACCUCUGACUCUGAGGAACAAACCGCAGCAACCGCGCCUGAAGGGCGCCAAACAAAAAAGAAGGCUGCUGCUGCAGACGCCCCCACAGCGCCCCCUGCAGCCGAGGAAGACGGUUUUACCGUACCAAACCGGCGGCACACUGCCAAGCCCAAAAGGCUUGAGAAGGUGCUCCCCCCACCUCCAGCCACAUCAAAUCGGUUCGCAGAGGCGACCGAAGAUGUCAUGGAAGCGGAACCCGCCGCCCCAGCACGUAAACAGGCACGCCCCCCUCCAGUAGUCGUGACGUGGGACGACGAGUUCAUGGACCUCCGUCGCAUGAGUAAAGAAGUGGUGGAAAAAUCUUACGAGCAGGGCGGACGAACGCCGCACUGUGGGAAUCUGGCCGGCCAGUCACUGCUUCGUGCAGAAGUUGCUGAGUGGUUGGUCAAUAGUUAA